AUUUGCUCUGUAGAGCUCAUGACAUCAUCAUGUAGUCAGCUGGUGAAAAGCUGUGUCCCUGCAUGAGGAUUAAUGCUGAGCAUUAACACUCGUGAUUUUCCCUCCUGUCCUGAAAUGUUUCUGUGAUCUCGUUGUCUGUGACCAUGAACGUGUCAGGGAUCCGUGGUGGGAUGCUCAGGAUGUACGGUGGCUUUAUUUUCAAACGGUGGAAAAGGAGGUUUCUUCUGCUCACAGCUGAGGGAAGUCUCCUUGUAAGCCGCGAUGCUUCGUCUCCUCCCGACCAGCUGGUUCUCCUGCACAGAAGCUGUGAGGCCAUUGUGGAAGGCAAGGAGAUCCUGGACCUGCCCAGGUUACCCUCCAAUGGAUGCAGGGAUUGCUGCUUUGCUCUGAUCCUCUAUCACAAUAAAUAUGUGCUGCUGCUGGCUGAGAGUGCUGCAGAAUGCAGUCAGUGGCUCAAUGUGCUGAAAAAAGUCAAGAAGAGUCUCUCAUCGUCUCUGAGUCCUUGUCAGAGACAUCAGGUUGGACCACCACACAUCACUCUCUGUGACCUGGUUCCUGAGGCUGCUCGACCUGUGAGUGACGCAGAGUCGCCCAACCAGAAAGAUGGUCUCACAUGUUGCUCAAGCGCCCUCUGAUACACUGUAGAAUUCAUGAUGGAUUCUAUGAUGGUGAGCUGGCCAGGUCCUGCUGCAGCAAAGCAUCCCCAAACCAUGACACUUCCACCUUCAUGCUUCACAGUUGGUAUGAGGUUCUUUUCCUGGAACGCUGUAUUUUGUGUGCGCCAAACAUGUCCUCUGUUCUGUUGUCCAAAUAAUUCAAUUUUAGACUAAUCUGUCCAAAGAACAUUAUUCCAGAAGUCCUGUUCUUUGUCUACGUUCUCUCUGGCAAACUUCAGUCUGGCCUUAAUGUUUCUCUUGGAGAGUUAAGUUUUCCUCCUUGCACACAGUCUCUUUCUGAUUUUAGAGGCAUGCACUUUCACAUCAACAGUCACCAGAGCUUGCUGUAGGUCCCGUGAUGACAUUUUAGGGGUUCUGGAGACUUCUUUUAGCAUCUUGCGGUCUGCUCUCGGGGUGAACUGGCUUGGACGGCCAGACCUGGUCAUGUUGGCAGAUGUUUUGAAUGUCCUCCACUUGUACACUAUUUUCCGGACAGUGGAAUGGCUGAUUUCAAACUCUUUUGAGAUCUUUUUAAAUCCCUUACCAGACUCAUAAGCUGCAACAAUCUUCUUUCUGAAGGCCUCAGACAGGUCUUUGGAUCUCACCAUGGUGUUCAUGCUCACGUCAACAGUCAGGAGCACGCCAAACUGAAUGUCUGAGGUUUAAAUAGGGCAAGCCUCCUUCAAAAUGCUGAGUAACAAUGUUCUAAUCAUGUGCACCUGAUGUGAUACACCUGUGUGUGAUUUCAGCCAUUUUAAGUGGGAAAAAAUGUGGAGGUGUCCUAAUUUAUUCCUCACCAGAAAUUGCAUGUUUAUUUUAUUACGUUUUACAGAAAGUUUU
This is a messenger RNA of Solea senegalensis (Senegalese sole), 1496 nucleotides long. RefSeq lists its product as uncharacterized. Gene Ontology annotation, cellular component: membrane. The record is from RefSeq and is a predicted model, not a curated record. The transcript has 5 exons. NCBI's taxonomy places the organism in Eukaryota, Metazoa, Chordata, Actinopteri, Pleuronectiformes, Soleidae. Gene Ontology annotation, biological process: regulation of cell differentiation. The coding region runs from base 144 to 635 and encodes 163 amino acids.